AUGGCAUCUCAGACGUUUGAGUGGCAUCCGGGAAAACUGCUGCGAGACGACCAAGACAGCAGCACGACGAAUUUUGCACUCCUCGUGCUCAACCAACCGCUCAAGAACGGCACCAACCUGCGCAGGCUGUGGAAAAACUCGGUGAUCCGAGUGGCGGCGGAUGGUGGUGCCAAUCGUCUCCAUGAACUGUCCUCGUUCCACGGUAAAUUCUCGAACCUCCAGGCCAUCAUUGGUGACCUCGACUCGCUGUCCCCGUCGGUGCGAAACUUUUACACAUCGCGACCCAACCCGGCCGAGGUGAUCCACGACGCCGACCAAGAUUCCACCGACUUUGGCAAGGCCAUCACCUGGAUCCGCAAGGGGCGCAAAGGCAUUGACAUUGUCGCCUUGGGCGGCAUCGGGGGACGGGUCGACCAGGGCCUCAGCCAGCUGCAUCAUCUCUACCUCUUCCACCCCGGCCCCGACUAUGCCGCGGGCCACCUCUACCUCCUCUCCGGCUCGAGCCUCACCUUCCUGCUGACGGCCGGAACGCACCACAUCCAGGUCAAGGAGGACGGCGAGGACGAGGUGUUUGGCAGACACGUCGGCAUCAUCCCCCUCCAAGAACCGAGCGUCAUUUCCACAAAGGGGCUGGAGUGGGACGUGACAGACUGGGAGUCCAAGAUUGGAGGGCAGAUGAGCACCAGCAAUCGGGUGCUGCCGCAAACAAAGUGCGUCGAAGUCCAGACGAGCAAGGAUGUGCUCUUCACCAUAGCUUUACGGCCCAUUGACGGCGAGGACGAUGCGUAA
Molecule: messenger RNA, 789 nt
Organism: Drechmeria coniospora
Lineage: Eukaryota; Fungi; Ascomycota; Sordariomycetes; Hypocreales; Ophiocordycipitaceae
Product: thiamine pyrophosphokinase
Exons: 3
Coding region: 1-789 (262 amino acids)
Biological process (GO): thiamine metabolic process; thiamine diphosphate biosynthetic process
Molecular function (GO): thiamine diphosphokinase activity; thiamine binding; ATP binding
Source: RefSeq, a predicted model, not a curated record